This is a messenger RNA of Canis lupus familiaris (dog), 4678 nucleotides long. RefSeq names its product glutamate rich 5 (gene ERICH5). NCBI's taxonomy places the organism in Eukaryota, Metazoa, Chordata, Mammalia, Carnivora, Canidae. The transcript has 3 exons. The coding region runs from base 38 to 1225 and encodes 395 amino acids. The record is from RefSeq and is a predicted model, not a curated record.
GGCGGCUGCGCUCGCCCCGGGGCCGCGGGGUCCCGCCAUGGGCUGCUCCAGCAGCGCCCUCCACAAGGCCGGCGACGGCAGCAGGCUCCGCCGCGAAGAAAGUGAGUCCUGCUUUGCUCAGCCAAAACCAUGUACAAUGGGAAAAGAAUCUACUCUUUAUGGCAAGGUACAAAAGGAAAGCCCUCCCCAACUUGAGAAGCUCAAGAUUUCAGCAGUGUCUACAGCUAAUGGUAUUAAAUCACUCCGUGAACAGCCCUCGGCAAACAAUGCUGCAGAUCUACCAGAAGAUACUCAGCUUCUAGAAGGACUCAAGGAGUCUGGGCCACCUCAGCCAGGUGGCACAGAUGUUACUCCAGAAACAGGAAAAAAGAAGAGAGACAUGGGAACAGUGACAGAGGCUCAGCCUUUAAAAGGAAAUGCUGAGACUGAAUCUGUAGAAACAGGCACCAAGUACCAGCCUUUGAGGAUCACAGGAGAGCAGGACUCUCCUGGAGCAGUGGAAGGUACUGAGAAUCCACAAACUGCCAGAGAGAUGAAACCUCCAGGAACAGCUGAGAAAAUCCCUCCUCUGGAAGCAGCUAAAGAACCACAACCUGAAGAAGCAAUGGGAAAGGGUAAACAGACCCAAUGCCCAGAAACAUUUCCCAAGGAGAAUGAAUCUUCAGAAGUAUUGGAAGGAAGUCAAUUUGUGGAAGCAGCUGAAGAGUGGCAACUUCAAGAAACAUUGGGAAAAGAUGAGCUGUCCCAGCCUCUAGAAACAAGUCCCAAAGAGAGUGAGUCUCCAGAAAUAUUAGAAGGAAGCCAGUUUGUAGAAACAGGUGAAGAGCGGCAACAUGAAGAAACAUUGGGAAAAGAUGAGCAGUCCCAACUUCUAGAAACAAUUCCCAAAGAGAAUGAAACACCAGAAAUAUUGGAAGGAAGUCCAUUUGUGGAAACGGCUAUAAACGAUGAUUUGCCCCAUAAAACUCUUGAAGGUCCAGGAAACAUGGAGAAGAUUCAACCUGAAGGAAUAAUAGUUGGAAGCAUGGAGCAUCCAGUGGGAAUUCUAGAAACAGGAGUAAAUAUGGACACAGUCAGGAAAACUCAUACUAAUGAAGAGGACCAACACAUUGAAGGUGAGACAGGAGAAAAGGUUGAAACAGAGACAGAGAAUGAGAAAGGAGGUGAAGGGGCUGGAACAAAAGAAGAAACAGGUGAAGCUGUGGAUCUUUCAGCAGCCACAUAAAUUGGUGUGGUAGUACAAGGAUAACGGACACAGUGUAUUAUAACAGAAAAAUGUGAAGUGUGAGGGUUACAGAUCUUAUCUUUCAAAGUUAUGUAUUUUAUACAAAGUGUGGUUAUUAUGUUCCUGAUUACAUUGUUCCAUAAAACUGCUAAGCUAUGAACAGUUUUCUUAGGCACUCAGAAUAGCCAUACAUUCAGGACUACAAUAGUCACAGCCAAUGACAAGUAGGGUAUACAAUCACUGGAGUAUGAGGGUGUUUUCUUCACUGUGGCAAUAGGUCUAUUCAGUUUAGAAAAUGAGACCCUAAAAAGAAGGUAGAAACCUUAGGUAUAGGUGGCUGGAGAAAGGAGUUAACACAUUUUAGGGAACUCAUGAUAAUAAGGUUAUACAUGUAUGAUUACAGUGGGUAAGAAUGAACAACGUCAAGUCAAGCUAUACCUAGUGUUUCUUGUUGCAGAAUUGAAAGCUGGUAGGAACAUUGGAGUGUGUGUCAUCUAGUUACCUUCUCACCUUAAGUCUAUCUACUACGGUAGACUCUUAUUUAUCAUGGUGUGUUAAAUGUGUUAACAAAAUCCUUGUCAAAAAAAUGCAUUCUGGUGCUAUUGCAAGAUCAGGCAUUUCUACACCGAAAGGCUACACAUUUUUCAUGUGCCAUUUUGAAUUAGCUAUUGAUUUUACACUUAGGUGAAAGAUUUCAAUUAGUGUUGUCCUUUUGACUGACAUUAAUAUAUUUUAAAUCAAUUGGCUCUUAAAUGUAUUUGAGGCAACAAACAAUAAGAAUUAAAACCUAGAUUAGUGGGGCACCCAGGUGGCUCAGUCAGUUAAGCGUCCCAGUCUUGAUUUUUGGCUCAGGUCAUGAUCUCAGGAUCGUGAGAUCGAGUCUUGCAUGGAGCUUCUCACUGAGCUUGGAGUCUGCUUAAGAUUCUCUUUCUCCCUCUCACUCUGUCUGCCCCCAGCCCACCUAGCUGGCCCUUGCAUGUGCUCUGCAAACUUUUUCUCUCUCUCUAAAAAACAAACAAAACACCUAGAUUAGUUGCCUAUGAGAAGUUUUUAUUUUGGGUCUUUUUGUUUGUUUUUUGUUGUUUCAGAUUACUAUAGUUUAAUGUUAGGCUUUAGAGGUAGAAAGGAGUUAAGAAAUUAGAAUUUAAAAACCAUUUAUAAUAUUUUAUUAAUGUUAAAAUGAUGUACAUUGAAAGUUGCUUUUCAAGAAUUCUUCCAAAAUUGCCAAGAGAUUUUGGUAAAAGAUUAUACAUGAAUAGUAAUGAUAGCAAUCUUGUCUACCAUUGAGUGCCUGGUGUUUAUGAAUAUCAGGAUAGAAUUAUAGUCUGGAAACACUUGGUUUCUUUUUCUUAAAUGUAAAUAUAUAUUUUUAAGGUAACUGCUCAGAUGAAUUAACUAGAAUAUUUUACUUUAGCUUUUAUAUUAAAAUGACUAAUAAGAUGACCUAUAAUUAAUUUCAAGGAUAUAGGAUUCAGGGAAGAAUUAUCAUCUUUAUUCUGAUUUUAACAUUAGUUUAUGCUUCUGACCUUAAAGAGCUGAAGUAGACAACAAAAGGAGGUACUUGAGUAGAUGACAUCCUCUUUUCUGCAGAGUGGCUGGACUGUGAUUUUAUUGAGAGCAAGGACUAUUUUAUGUAUCUCUAAUUCAGGCAUUUAGCUCCUUUAGUAGAAUAUGAUAGGUGCUUGAUAAAUAUUUGUCAAAUCAAUCAAUGAAUAGUAAAUACCAAGGGUUCACAUUUAUUUAUAAUUCAUUUAAAAAGAAUAUAUUUAAAAUCUCAGUUUGUGUAGCACAUUUUCACGAGUGCUGCUCAAGCUCAGUAACAAGCUAUAUAUCUUGUUUAGUUCUGAAAACAGCACUAUUUUUUGGUCAGAAAGUUACAUAAAUCAGACAUGAUAUAAUAUCUUUCAAGCUGCCUUUUGUGACCCAAAGGUGUUUUUCCUGACCAAAAGGUAUUUUUAUACAGAUAUCUAGUAACUAGAAAAUGAUAGAGCUUAGUGUAAAAUAUGAAAAUCACCUUAAAAGGUGGAAUUGUAUUUUGUAUCAAGUACUGAAAUAGUAGGAUUCAUUUACUUAAUAGACAUAAAGAUCCAUUCUGUAUUGUGUAGAUUAUCUUUUUUUAAUCCGUAGCAUGUGUUAAAGAAAUUUCUUUAGAACUGAUUCUUGAAACAACUCUUUCCCAAAGCAUUAUAUAGUGGCAAUGUAAGUUUUCAAGUUGUUUGUUAAUCUUAUUAUUUUCCAUUAAUUACUAGGUUAUUUAUUCUUGGAUUUUUGAAAUUUGUAUAAAUUUCUGGUACUUUUUAUACUUUGGCCUUUAAUGUGGUUACUAAGACAUUUUUAGAAACUGUUCUUAUUCUUUUAGAUAAUACUAGUAAUUUUUUUAUUAAAACCUAUAAAUUAAAAGUUCCAUAAUAUUUGAGUAUCCUAGAAUUGAAAUAUUUCAUCUAAAUAAGGAUUUAUUUUUUAAAAUAAAAUUAAAGUAAUAAGCGCCUGUAGUAAAACUCAAAUAAUACAGAAAGGUAUAAAACGGGCAGUAAAGUUCUCCCUCCCAUAUCUUUUAGACUUUCUAUGAAAGGAUAAUUAGGUUUCUUGCAUAUGUUUCCACAAGAAGGUAGUAUAUAUGCUAUGCUAUAUGCAUAUGCUACAACGUAAGUGUAUAUUUACAUAUCCACAUUUUAAAACACAAAUGAGAAUUUACAUAGCCCUGUGUUGUAAAAAGUGCAUAUAAAAACCACAAUCUAUCCUUCCCUAUGUUCGACUUUUUCUCUUUUGCCUAAGACUGAUGGACAGCGUAGCCAAGUGGUUUCUGCUUCAAAGUGCUCAGACUCUGAGAAGAGAUUAUCAGUUUUGCUCCAGAUUCAAAACAUAGAAGUGACUGGGUGACGGGCACUGAGGUGGCAACUUGACGGGAUGAGCACUGGAUGUUAUACUAUAUGUUGGCAAAUCAAACUCCAAUAGUAAAAAUAUACAAAAAACCCCAUAGAAGUUGGACAAAAGGAUUGAGCCGUUUGUAAGGAAUUCAUAGAGAAACUAUCAUCAGGACUGGAUUCUCUCAUCCUGGGGUGCUAUAUAGGAUUGUAGCCCCUUUUGUGGUCUACUAAGAUAAUUUCAGCAUUUUCUACAAAUAAGUGGAAGGGGAAAUGGAGAACAAAUGGUUUGCCUGCUAGCAAUCCCGGUAUGGAAUGUUUACCAACAGAGGGUGCCAGUUGCAAAGCUAGGAAAUUCCCAGUCUGAUGUCAGAAUUCUUGGCCAGAAGUGCUGUGUACCCAGUCCCCUGGGGAACCCACAGGGUAAGAAUAUGCGGUCAACCUGUGACUUUAGUGCCUUUUCCAUUUCGACUUUGGACUAAAAGCUCCUAACAACUUGGAACAGUCAAAACACCCAUGUCCCUUUUAACAAAUGCUUUGUUCUACAUUUGGCCUUGAAUUAAAAAUAAAAAUGGCUUUAAAAGGAAAA